Messenger RNA from Prorocentrum cordatum, 1821 nucleotides. Lineage: Eukaryota; Dinophyceae; Prorocentrales; Prorocentraceae. The record is from the annotation of a GenBank genome assembly.
AAGCAUUCUGGCUCAGUGACUCUGACAUCGGACGUGAUAUAUCGUCCUCCUACUGUGCCCUGCUCGACCGCCGCCCUGCGACCUUGCGGCAAGGCCCCCCCCAACGCAUGGAAGACAAGGACGGCCGGACCUGCAAGCGGUGCUGGCCGACGCCACCGGCGCCAUGCUGGCGCGCUGGGUCGCGGCCGCCGCCGCCGCCAACCGCACCCUGUGGGUCCUGGAGGUGGGCGCCUGCAACGGGGACUUCGCCCCGCCGGCCCGGGGCGACGACGGGGCCGGGGGCUCGACGACUCCCCGGGAGUCCAACGACGUGGUCCAGGGCCUCUUCGGCAGCCCCGCGGUGCGGGCGGUGCUCGUGGAGCCGAACCCGCCCAUGUUCCGGGAGCUGCAGAGGAACAUGGCGGCCGCGUUCGGGAACACCGAGCGGCUCCGUGCGAUGCAGGUGGCGGUGUGCCCGGAGAAGAGCGGCAGCGUGCCCUUCUACGUGGUGGAUUCCGAGCGCCUCGUGAGGGACCAUCCCGACACGCCGAAGUGGGCGGCGAAGCAGCUGAGCUCCAUGGACCGCCACCACAUCGUGAAGCACGCGAGGUCCCUGGCCAUGAAGCGGAGCGCGUGGGAGGCAUACAUCCAGGAGAUCGCAGUCCCGUGCCUCACGCCAGCGGACCUCCUCGCCGCCGCCAGCCUCCCCCCAGCGCAGGUCGACCUCCUCCAGGUGGAUGCCGAGGGGUUCGACGGGAAGAUCGUGCGCACCUUUCUCAACCUGCCAGAGGUGAACCCCAAGGUUAUCCGCUUCGAGCAGAAACACCUCCCCCGCCAAGAGUUAGGAAAUCUGACUAGCUAUUUGCGCGCGAGGGGCUACAGGGUGGAGCAGAUAAGCUCCGACGUCGUGGCCUGGCGGGAGGCCGAACUCCAGAUUGACGGGCCACGAUUGCAGGCACCAGUGGCUGAAACUCAUCCGCCCACACGGACGGCGUUGCCAUGUCCAGAGUAUGUCCGUGUCGCUGGUGUUCCGACAGCCCAGUCGAAGCGAAAUGGGAUGUUCAAGCAAAUCGGAGUUAUUAAGGAAGAGGGUGUAAUCAUGAAUGGCGGACGGCCAGUAUUCAGAAGCACCAACAAACAGUUCUUGUUUUAUUUUGCACGAAGGAAGUCGUGGCGAAUCGGAAAUCAACCAGAAGCCGGACAAGAUGGUUUUGGUGACGGCGUGAUCAGUCAGGAUGGGGAGGGCGCAGUUUGUCCCACAAACGCAUUUGGAUGGCAUUAUUUCGAUGGCGGAUGGGUACCGUCCAGUGCCAUCACAGUCGAGGCAGCCAUCAACGUUGCGCCUUCUCAAUCAAAGUCUUAGGGAUAAAUUGUUCGUUCGCCUUCGUGCGCAGCACUUUCAAACAUGAACGCCAGCUGGUACGAGACGGAGCCCGAGCUUAAUGGACGCCGGUCGCGGGAAUCGCGAUGUGCUCGAGGCGGUGUUCGGCGAGUUGUAGCCCUUUCCCCGCUCGCUGCCCUGCUCGCGUGGGCGGUAGAUCUGGAGGGCUCCAUUCUUGCCGCAGGCCUCCCCAGACUCGGGGCACUGGAGACCAGGACUUCGCAGACCAUGAUGUUGCCAGGGAGAGCGAAGAACGAGUGGCGUGUCGGCCCACGGUUGCAGUGGUCUUGGGCGUGCCAGCGUCCUGGUUUGUCAAGGUCCCCGUUUACGGUGCCCCGACGAUUUACCAGGAGUUGGGCCUGGAGGCAUGAGUGAGGCUUACCUUGGGGGCUGCAGAGGGCACUAGGGACACACCCUGAGUGUUUGCGAGACGGAUCUGACGUCGGCCACGGUAAGAAACC